Botrytis deweyae is the source of this 903-nucleotide messenger RNA. RefSeq lists its product as uncharacterized. Gene Ontology annotation, molecular function: ferric iron binding; catechol 1,2-dioxygenase activity. Lineage: Eukaryota; Fungi; Ascomycota; Leotiomycetes; Helotiales; Sclerotiniaceae. Bases 1 to 903 code for a protein of 300 amino acids. Gene Ontology annotation, biological process: catechol-containing compound metabolic process. The record is from RefSeq and is a predicted model, not a curated record. The transcript has 4 exons.
AUGGCCAACGCAACAGCAAAUACCAAUGGCACUGCCUCGCACAAAUUCGAUCCCAACUUCACACACAAUGUCAUUGAGGCAAUGGGACCCAAGACCAGUCCUCGUAUGAGAGAAGUUAUGAGUUGUCUCAUCAAACACGUUCACGACUUUGCGCGAGAAGUAGAACUGACAGUUGAUGAAUGGAUGCUGGGAGUUGAGCUUCUGAACGAAGCCGGAAAGAUGAGCGACCAUAAGAGAAACGAGGGACAAUUAGUUUGCGACGUCAUUGGCUUAGAAUCACUCGUGGACGAAAUCACAUUCAAAAAAGCUGCAGAUGCAGUUGAUGCUCCCACCGCAAGUGCGAUUCUUGGGCCAUUCUUCCGACACGAUGCUCCCGUCUUGGAAAACGAAUCUUCCAUUAUUCAAACGCCAGUUGAGGAUGGUGAGAUAGUAUAUAUGCAUGGAACAGUCACAGAUCAUAAGACCAAGAAGCCUAUAGUUGGCGCUACUGUAGAUGCAUGGCAAGCAUCAACAAAUGGAUUAUAUGAACAACAAGAUGACGAACAAGCGGAACAUAACCUGAGAGGAAAGUUCAAGACUGACGAGAAUGGACAUUAUGGAUUUUAUUGCUUGAAGCCAACCCCAUAUCCCGUUCCAUUUGACGGUCCCGCCGGUAAAAUCCUCCAAUUAUUAGACCGCCAUCCAUUCCGACCAGCCCACAUCCAUUUAAUAGUCCAACACGAAAACUACAAACCUCUCACCACCCAAAUCUUCAACUCACAAGACGAAUACCUUCAAAACGACUCCGUCUUCGCCGUGAAAGAUUCGCUCAUCGUCGAUUUCGUCCCGUUGAACGGUAACCCCAAAGCAUCCCUCGAACUCAAUUAUCCCGUAAUCCUCGCUCCUCAAACCGGAGGAGCAUAG